CUGGUGGUAACCUCCUCCAUGCAGACGGAAGUUAUAUGAGCAAAUCACAUCCGGGGUCAUGAAUUUCGAGUUGUCUCGCGCGAAAUCAAGAUGGCGGGUGCUGUAGCUAACAACAUGGAUAGCAUGAGGAGUGCCCUGGAGGAGUUUAUUUCUAGAGCUAAUGAUGUCAUAGAAAUGAAACUAGUCCGUUCUAAGGAGGACAUUGAAGAUUCUACCAGGUCCUUUGCUCCUGAAUUCACACAUCAGAUCUUUGGUGAAAAUGAAACGGUAUUUGGAUACAGAGGUCUGAAAGUGCAGCUGUACUUUUCAGCAGCCAGGCUUACACCUUACCUAACAUACACAUUUGAGGAGAAGGUCAAUCCAAAGAAGUUUGAUGGAGUACAAGCGGACCCCAUUCUCAAGCCCAUCGUGGAGAAGCUGGAGAUCACACCCAUGGACAACCUCGACCGGUUUGUCGCCAGCCUGGACGAAGACGUCGGCUUCCAACCGAUGGGGGACCUCCUCCACUCCUACUCCAACACAGACGAAGCCCACGGUGCCACGAGACACUUUGAGAUCUACAAGUGCAACGUCAUGACCCCUGGAUUCAAGGAGUUCCACUCGCACCUGCAGACGUUCUUGUGGUGGUUCGUGGACGCGUCUUCUUACAUUGAUUUUGAUGAUGAGAGGUGGAUGUACUAUACAAUCUUUGAAAGGUAUCCCCACGAUGGAACAAAGCGGUACUCAACAGUCGGUUACUCAACGGUCUACAGGUACUACGCCUAUCCAGAUAAGAUCAGGCCAAGGAUAAGUCAAGUCCUGAUCCUCCCACCAUUCCAAAGACAAGGCCAUGGAGCUCAAUUCUUAGAGACGAUGUAUGCUGACUUCAGGAAAGACACGGAAGUGCUUGAUAUCACAGUGGAAGACCCAUCUGAUGAUUUUGUAAGGCUGAGGGACUUCAUAGACUGCAGGGCCUGUGCCCAACUUCCUUCCUUCGCACCGGAGAACCUCCCCAAAGGAUUGUGUGAUGCCAUGGAGAAAGAAGCUCUGGAGAAACUCAAGUUGAACAAGAAACAAGUGAGGAAGAUUUACGAGAUCCUGCGGCUCAAAUCAACAGACUACAGCAACACAGAGCAUGCCAAGGCAUACAGGCUGGAUGUGAAGAAGAGACUCAAUAUUCCUUUUCAAAAACAAAAGGCCGACUAUGAGAAGCUGAAGAAGGUGCUGAAGCCCGAGGAACUGACGGCAGCAGAAGAAGGGACCAGUCUGGAGGAGAGGCAUCAGACCCUUGAGAAGUGGUUCCAGCUCCUCCUGGAGGACUACCGCAAGGUCCUUGACCGCCUCUCGAUGUCCAACUGAUGAUGGUCGAUUGUGAAAAUAUACCCCAUGGAAUUGAUUGUAGAUGUAAGAACUGUGAGGGUUCUGGAGUUGAAGUGCCAGCAGCCAAAACUGAACACGUGAAAAAGAACACUUAAUUGUCCAACGCUGCAUUAAUUUGACGAUUUCUGGCUAGGGAAAGCUCACCUUAAAGGUUAUUCAUCCAUUCUCCUCUUCCUAUGUUGCAUUAUUUUCAAGUUGUUAAAUUGUAUCCAUUCAGACUAGUGAAAAGUUUGCAUGAAUAUAGAGUAGGAGUAGGCCUACUCUGUGCUUUUUAAAAGUGCUUGUCAGGUGGACAGAUUUUGUUUGGGGGGGAAGCUUUUGGUUUUGUUGGAACAGAAAACAACCACCUACACACCAUAAAAUGGCAUUGGACAAUGAAAUUGUUGAGUAGAUUAUUUUGUACAAAUGUGAUUAUGUGUAAAUUCCAUUUGAUGGUCCUUUACUUG
Messenger RNA from Strongylocentrotus purpuratus (purple sea urchin), 1805 nucleotides. Its product is annotated as histone acetyltransferase type B catalytic subunit-like. Gene Ontology annotation, molecular function: histone binding; histone H4 acetyltransferase activity. Gene Ontology annotation, cellular component: nucleus. The record is from RefSeq and is a predicted model, not a curated record. Bases 91 to 1338 code for a protein of 415 amino acids. Lineage: Eukaryota; Metazoa; Echinodermata; Echinoidea; Camarodonta; Strongylocentrotidae. Gene Ontology annotation, biological process: subtelomeric heterochromatin formation. The transcript is spliced from 10 exons.